Messenger RNA from Orycteropus afer afer, 900 nucleotides. Its product is annotated as olfactory receptor 13A1-like. Gene Ontology annotation, cellular component: membrane. The annotation marks the transcript as partial. The record is from RefSeq and is a predicted model, not a curated record. The transcript has a single exon. NCBI's taxonomy places the organism in Eukaryota, Metazoa, Chordata, Mammalia, Tubulidentata, Orycteropodidae. Gene Ontology annotation, molecular function: G protein-coupled receptor activity; olfactory receptor activity. Gene Ontology annotation, biological process: G protein-coupled receptor signaling pathway.
AUGGCAGCAGGCAACCACACGGCUGUAGUGGAGUUCGUCCUGCAGCACUUCUCAGAAGACCCCCAGGCCCGGGCUCUGCUGUCGGCUUUGUUCCUGUUCCUCUACCUGAUGGCCCUUGGGGGAAAUGCCCUCAUUGUCACAGCCGUCAGCUUGAGCCCAGGCCUGCACACUCCCAUGUACUUCUUCCUUGCCAACUUGGCCAUUUUGGAUAUUUUCUGCAUGACUACUGUUCUCCCCAAGUUGCUGGAGAGCCUGGUGGUCGGGGAGGCCACCAUCUCCUACCGGGGCUGCCUGACCCAGCUCUUCUUUGUGGGCUGGUUUCUGUCCACUGAGCUGGUGCUGCUCACAACCAUGGCUUUUGACCGCUAUGUGGCCAUCUGCCGGCCACUGCACUAUAGUGCCAUCAUGAGCCAGCCUCUGUGUACUCUGCUGGCCGUGGCUGUGUGGGCAGCUGGCGUGGUCAACACAUCUGUACACACAGGCCUCAUGGCAGAGCUGAACUUCUGUGGCCCCAACCACAUUGAGAACUUCCUGUGUGAGAUUCCCUCAUUGCUGCUGCUCUCCUGCAGCCCCACAACCCUCAACAAUGUCAUGGUGGUCAUUGCUGGUGUCUACCUUGGCGUGGUCAACUUCCUGCUCACCCUGGCCUCCUACGGCUGCAUCGUGGCCAGUGUCCUGCGCAUCCGCUCAGCAGCAGGCAAGCGCCGCGCCUUCUCUACCUGUUCCUCCCACCUCCUGGUGGUCACCUUGUACUACUGCACUGUCAUCUACACCUACGUCCUUCUGGGCUCAGGCGCCUCCAUGGAGAAGGGCAAGCUGGUCACUGUGCUCUACACAGUGGUCAGCCCUGCCCUGAACCCACUCAUCUACACAUUGCGGAACAAGGAUGUGAAAGUGGCC